Messenger RNA from Rhodotorula toruloides NP11, 1437 nucleotides. Its product is annotated as glutamine synthetase. Bases 1 to 1437 code for a protein of 478 amino acids. Lineage: Eukaryota; Fungi; Basidiomycota; Microbotryomycetes; Sporidiobolales; Sporidiobolaceae. The record is from RefSeq and is a predicted model, not a curated record. Gene Ontology annotation, molecular function: glutamine synthetase activity. The transcript is spliced from 9 exons.
AUGGCUGGCUCUAACAUCACUAUCGAGGAGUUGCCGAAGCUGCUCGCCAACGACGACAAGGUCCAGGUCGCGGGAGUCGACGUGGACGGCGUAUUGCGCGGCAAGAUCAUGAUGAAGGACAAGUUCCUGUCGGCGGCAAAGUCGGGCUUUGGCUUUUGCGGAGUGACGUUUGGUUGGGACAUGCACGACAAGACGUACGAGCGAGAGUUGGGCAUCUCGAACCUGCAGAACGGGUACAAGGAUCUCCUCGCCCGCAUCGACCUCGACUCGUAUCGCCGCACCCCCGGAACCCCGUCCCUCCCCUUCUUCCUCAUCACCUUCCACGACCCCGACACGCAAGAAGGCCUGUAUGCAUGCCCGCGAGCAACGCUGAAGAAGGUCGUUGGCGAGCUGGAGAAGGAGGGAUACCAGGCGAUGGCUGGAGCGGAGUACGAGUACUUCCAGUUCCGCGAGACGCCCAAGUCACUGCACGAGAAGGACUUCCACCGACUCGAGCCGCUGACGGACGGCAUGCACGGCUACUCGCUCCUUCGGCCCGAAGCCAACAGCGACUACUUCCACGCCGUCUACGACGACUGUGCCCAGUUCGGCAUCCCUAUCGAGGGACACCACACCGAGACCGGACCCGGUGUCUUCGAGUCCGCCCUUGCCUACCAACCUGUCCUCCGCAUGGCCGACAACGCCCUCCUCUUCAAGUACACUGCGAAAGUGACCGGUUUGCGGUUCGGCAUUAUGCCGACGUUCAUGGCCAAGCCUUACGGAGACCAGCCCGGAUGCUCGGGGCACAUCCAUAUCAGCUUGACAGACAAGGACGGGAGGAACGUCUUUGCGGUCAAGGAGGAGGAGGUUGAGAAGGGUCGGGAAGACGCGGCGUACGAGGAUACGAAGCGAAUCAGCCAGGAGGCGGAGUGGUUCUUGGCGGGAGUGCUCGAGGGCUUGCCAGACAUCAUGCCGUGCUUGGUACCGACCGUCAACGGCUACAAGCGGCUUGUCGAGUCCUACUGGGCGCCGACGACCGUCUCGUACGCCUACGAGAACCGCGUUGCGAGCGUACGGAUCGUCAGCCCGCCGAUGGGCGACACUAAGUCGACACGGCUGGAGGUUCGAGUCCCGGGCGCCGAUAUGAACCCUCACCUCGCCUUCUCCGCCGUCCUCGCACUCGGCCUCCGCGGCAUUCGCAACAAGUCCGCUCUCCCCUGCCCUCCCAUUUCAACAGCCAACCUCUCCGAAUCCGACGCGACGAAGCUCUCUUUUGAGCGCCUACCGAAUAGCCUCGAGAAGGCGGCCGAGCGGAUGGCGAGGAUGGGCAGUCUUGCGCGAGAAGUGCUUGGAGAUCAGUUCGUCGAUCACUUCACGGCGACGAGGCUGAACGAGUGGGGGGUCUACUCGAGGGCGGUGACGGACUGGGAGUUGAAGCGCUACUUUGAGCUGGCUUGA